Microsporum canis CBS 113480 is the source of this 1023-nucleotide messenger RNA. RefSeq lists its product as hypothetical. The record is from RefSeq and is a predicted model, not a curated record. Gene Ontology annotation, molecular function: methyltransferase activity. The transcript has 9 exons. Bases 1 to 1023 code for a protein of 340 amino acids. Lineage: Eukaryota; Fungi; Ascomycota; Eurotiomycetes; Onygenales; Arthrodermataceae.
AUGGAGUCCAAAGGCGAACCUGAUGCUAUCUGCAGUACACCGGCAGGUGUAGCGGAAGAUAAUACGAAUAGUCCUCUGCCGUUGGAAGUUGACGAUGAUCAUGAAAGCAACUAUGAGGAUGAGUUGUAUAAACCACACUUCCCAAUUUUUCUCAUGCGGUCGAGAUACUCAGCCUCUGUAACUUCUAGUGUCGUUGAUUACCCCGUUCUACAUGGUCGCAGGUAUCAUGCCUAUCGUCAAGGCAGAUAUCUGUUUCCCAAUGAUGAACAAGAGAGCGAAAGACUCGACAUACAUCAUGCCUUGAUCAGCUUUCUUUUGAACGGCCGGCUUCAUUUGGCACCUAUCAGCAAAGACCCUCAACGGGUACUGGAUUUAUGCACUGGAACUGGAAUUGUUAUCGGAAAUGAUCUAAGUCCAACUCAGCCUUCCUUAGUUCCCCCAAAUGUGAAAUUCAUAGUCGACGAUGUUGAAGAUGAAUGGGGCUAUGAAGAUAGCCCGUUUGACUAUAUCCACGGCCGCUUUCUCAUCGCGUCUAUUAGAUGUUGGCAGAAGUUGAUACACCAGGCGUUCAAUUGUACUAAACCCGGAGGAUGGGUUGAAUUCCAGGACUGGGACGGUACCAUCCGCAGCGACGAUGAUACGUUAAAUGGAACAGACCUAUUGAUGCUUCAAGAAAGCGUUAAAGACGCAUUCAUAGAGAUAGGGAUCAACGCCAAUCCAGGCGCUGAAUGCGGUAGCUGGCUGAAAGAAGCUGGAUUUAUCAACAUUACCACUCAGAAAUAUAAGGUACCGCUGGGGACAUGGCCGAAAGACAAGCACUUGAAGGUCAUAGGGGCAUAUAACUUACUCCAACACGAUGAAGGGCUGGGAGGGAUUGCCAAUUUGCCAUUGAUCCAGAAGGGAUGGACGCCGGAGGAAAUUCAGGUCCUGCUGGCAAAGGCACGGGGGGACCUGAGAAAUCGUUCCAUCCAUGCAUAUUUCAAUUUCUACGUUGUAUAUGGUCAGAAACCUAACGUUUCAUGA